CAUUUUCGAUAUCUUGCUAGUAAUAGAAGGUCACACGCGUGCUUUUGAACGAAGGAGCUGCUAAGGAAGAAAUACUCAGCAGUGAAUAACUUUAUACAGAUAGCCAGAACAUUAUAAGCAAGAAUUUAUGCUAAUAUGCAUUCACAUUCACUCGUUUGAAAUGUGGCAUUUAAUUAAUUGACGAACUGUGGUCAGACACUGGUAGUAGCUUAGCCUGUCAGUUAGCAUUUCUUCAAAACAUUACAUACUAACAUAACUGCUAAUAUGUUUAGGAGGCUUGUUAGACUUCAGGGUCCUCUUGGAAAUAUCCUCUCUCCAGACAAAGUGUGCCCAAGAAGUCAUCAGUUUAGGUCUGCAGUGAAUUAUUCCUCAGCUUUAGCAGAAAAAGGAAGAUUUUAUAAAGAUGUCAGUAUAUCCCAAGGUGAAGGUGGUUUAUAUGAGAUAAACCUUGACCGAAGGAAAUUAAAAACUCCUGGAGGAAAGCUGUUCACAACUCCAAAUGAAGCCAUGGCCAUCGCUGUGGCAACAGAGUGGGAUGCUCAAAAGGACACACUGAAGUACUACUCAAUGCACCUGACUACUCUGUGCAACACAGCUCUGGACAAUCCCACCCAUCGUAACAAGGAGCAAAUGAUCACCGCUGCCCUGAAGUACCUGGAAACUGAUACCAUCUGUUACAGAGUAGAUGAGCCCCACAGUUUGGUCGAGUUACAGAAGAAUGAGUGGGACCCUGUGCUGCACUGGAUUGAAAACAGAUAUAAUGUAACUAUUGGAUCCUCGUCCAAUAUUUUGGGUCCUGAGAUCCCAAACUCAACCAAAGAUACGUUUCGGCAACACCUGAAAUCGUACAACUUCUGGUCCAUGACAGGGCUUGAGUUUGUGAUCACCCAGCUGAAGUCUGUUGUGCUGGCGAUCGGGAUGAUUGACAGACAUCUGAGUGUGGAACAGGCUGUGCUGCUCUCCAGGCUGGAGGAGGAAUACCAGAUUAAAUACUGGGGAAACGUGGAGUGGGCCCAUGACUAUGACAUGUAUGAGCUGAGGGCACGGACUGCUGCUGGAGCUCUUUUUGUUCACCUCUCGUCUGAAAGUUCAACGGUCAAACGCAAACUUAUGCAGGACUGAGAAGUGUGUGCCCUUAAACUGACAAUGCUUCAGUUUAUCCAUGCUUCUUUAUCCAUUCAGACAAACACACAUACACCCUGCUUGUUCUAUUUAGCAGUGACAGCUGCUGUGUCUGGGAUCUGUUAUAGAAUCAUCUCACUCCCGUGAAAAUAUUGGCUGUCUUUUUGCAGUUUAUACGUGGCAGCUGCCAAGUGUGCCACCCCUCACCGAGUUUCAAGCCGGUUCUCAGUCGCCCGUGACAUUUAGGGCACUGCGCAUGGUUUCAGGAGGAUAAUGACUAAUGCUGUUGUCUAUUUGGUGGAGGAAUGUUAACUCCAUGUAUGCCUUCUCUGUGUGCCACAUUUUAAUACUUAAAGGGCAUAUGCUAUGGACAUGCUCUGCAGUAGGAGCAACAGAUGACACACUGCAUUCCAAUAAUUUUCUGUCAUUUUGAUUUAUUCAUGUUUUAGGUAUUUUGGCUUUUUUUUGUGGUGACUAAUGAGGUGAAAGAUCAUGUACAUGGAUUAGUACCAUCUCCACUUCACAGUUCUGUUUCUUCAGAAAGUAGUAUUUAUGCAAAAAAGUAGCAUCCUCAUCCAGUAGUCAUUUUCACAUACAGAGCUAAAAGGUGUUUUUGUUUUCACAGCUUGAAAUAAAUUCAAACAAUGACUCGUGUUUGUCUGUGCCCUUUCCCUGUAAACAAAAUGUCAGUAAACUUUAUUGUGAAUAAAAACCCAAACAAUUGAAAA
Messenger RNA from Eleginops maclovinus (Patagonian blennie), 1850 nucleotides. RefSeq names its product ATP synthase mitochondrial F1 complex assembly factor 2 (gene atpaf2). The transcript is spliced from 8 exons. The coding region runs from base 265 to 1122 and encodes 285 amino acids. The record is from RefSeq and is a predicted model, not a curated record. Gene Ontology annotation, biological process: mitochondrial proton-transporting ATP synthase complex assembly. Lineage: Eukaryota; Metazoa; Chordata; Actinopteri; Perciformes; Eleginopidae. Gene Ontology annotation, cellular component: mitochondrion.